This is a messenger RNA of Trichobilharzia szidati, 861 nucleotides long. The record is from the annotation of a GenBank genome assembly. Lineage: Eukaryota; Metazoa; Platyhelminthes; Trematoda; Strigeidida; Schistosomatidae.
CUUUCUUCUCUUUUGUGGGCUAAGUGAAGUGUGGCAUCUUAAACUGCUGAUGCACAUCUCUGCAAAGUUCAACGUUGAAAGUAGUCAAUCAGGAUGCAUUCUAGGUCUGAACAGUUCGUGCUUUAAUUGCUGAAGACAAAUGGUGUCAAAAUAAGGCAGAAUGCAGUUGGCAGUCACAAUUGUGUAGUUUAGUGUAUCCUAUGACCAUUGACAACAUUCUCUUAAAAUUAUUCAAAAGGAUCGCAACCCUUCCAAUUUUAAACCAACUACGUAAUGUCCAAACAUCGACAAAACGCUUAACAGAAUUAAAGCUGACAUUUGCCUCAUCCGGUCAGGCAUUUUAUAACAAUGUAGUCGUAAAACAAGUUGAUGUACCAACUUUAACUGGUCGAUUUGGUGUUUUACCAGAACACGUCCCUACAGUGGGUUGUCUUAAACCUGGUGUUGUUGCAGUAUACGAGAACGAUGGGAAUAUUAAGAAAUAUUUUGUCAGUAGUGGCAUUGUAACCGUAAACAAUGAUUCAUCUAUUCAAGUUCUUGCUGAAGAAGCCGCUGCCCUUGAUCAACUGGAUAUUCAAGCUGCAAAAGAAGGAAUGUCAAAAGCACAAUCUGAAUUAUCCAGUGCUACUACAGAACUUGAUAAAGCAGAAGCUCAGAUUGCUGUUGAAGCCUAUGAAGAAUUGUCACGUGCUUUGGAGGAUCGAAGUUGAUUUAAUGAAUUGAUGGAUAUUGACUGAGAUGACUAAGUGUAUGAUUAGAAGACCUUUUUAGCGAUUAAAUUUGUACAUUUUUGUUUCUUUUCUUUAAAUCAGUCAAUUGUAUUUUAGGAUUAAAAAAAAUAAAAGUUGUGAUUAGACGAAA